GGGAGGGCCGGAGCAAAAAACGACCACAACGCCACCGCUGCAGCAUUUGCGCACGGUGAGACAACAUAAAAAGGCGCUCGAUCAGUGCCGCAACCGCUGGACGAAAUCUGUCGUCGGGGCAGAGCUUGCCGGCUGCAACAGGGUGUCGAGUGCAGCUAGCGCGCAGAGCGAUGCCACAAAAACAAAAGAAAAAGGGCGGCAAGAGCAAAAGCAAGAACAAACAGACAACAGAAACGAAAGACGACGCCCCACCACCAUCAGGACUACCGCUCAAGUCCAUACUAGCGGCAGCAAUAAUAGCGGGCGCGGCGACGCUCUUUUCCACAACAAGGUCGUGCGGCGCACCUCGAGUCGUGGAAGAGGGCGAUCUGCGGUACCUCGUGAACAAUGGUGGUGUCAUUGGCGUCCAGCGCAUAGGCGCGCCCGAGCAGGCGGUCUUUCGGGGCUGGGUCGUCCAAAGAACAGCUUCUUCUCUCAGAGAUAAAGCUAGGAAUGCGUUAGUCGUGGGCUUGGGUGGUGGUUCCGUAGCACAAUACUGGCGCAAUACCUCUCUCAGUGUCCAUGCUGUAGAAAUCGAUGGCAGAGUAGCUAAACUAGCAGAGACGCAUUUUGGGGUCACACGAGGCACCACGCUAGUGGAGGAAGGUUUGAGAUUCAUAAGAAAGCGCGCCGACGACGUGCGACGCAAAAGGGGCCCGCCCUAUGAUUUAUUGAACAUCGACGUGAUCGAUGCAGGGGAUCCGUGGGGUAGUGCGACGUGGCGCUUCCUUGGCAAAUCUGCUCUCAGCGCUUCAAAGAAAGCUUUAACGCCGCAGCAGGGCUUGCUGGUGUUCACAAUUGUUCUGGGUUCGCUGGCCGAUCAACGGUCGAGGCAGUACCUGAAGGUGGCCACGCAACGGCUAGGUGCCGUCUUUCCGCGGGUCCGAGCUUAUAGGGACUCUCCUUUGAGUGAACCAGGAGCGACCAAUGUGGUCUUCUUCGCGUCUGAUGGGGGCCUCGACGAUGAAAUUGGCAUAAACCACGACGAGCGCGCGGCGGCCGCGGAAUUGUCCGGGGCCGAACCGGGGUCCGAGGACUGGGUCGCGGCCAUGCACAAGAGCUGGGAGGUCGCGCGGUGCGACGCCGGGACCUGUGCGCUGCUGGCGAACGUGUCAGAUACGUUCGCGCCCGACGGGAGUGCGGCGGCGCCGCCGGACAAGGGCUAUUCUGCAAUGGUUGCUGCUUCGUUGAGGGAGCACUUCUCUCCCUCGCUAUUCCAGGAGCCGCUGCUCUGCGCGCUUGUAGGGUGAAAAACUAAGUCUUAGACUUGCGCACAACACAACUUGAACAAUAGGCGCCGGGCGACGGGCGAUGUGGUGAGAGGCCGCGUCGACGGCG
Pelagomonas calceolata is the source of this 1377-nucleotide messenger RNA. Lineage: Eukaryota; Pelagophyceae; Pelagomonadales; Pelagomonadaceae. The record is from the annotation of a GenBank genome assembly.